This is a messenger RNA of Geodia barretti, 2784 nucleotides long. The record is from the annotation of a GenBank genome assembly. NCBI's taxonomy places the organism in Eukaryota, Metazoa, Porifera, Demospongiae, Tetractinellida, Geodiidae.
CAUUGGGCUAGACUGCGCCACGCCCUUCCUACUGAAAAUCACAUUCUCCGCCCGACGCCAAAAUACGGCUCGCGCGCUCACUCACUCAUCAAUACAGGGGAUCACAGUCAAACCUAAAGUAGUAGGUUGACUGGUGCGCGUCCUGUCAUUUUGCUCAGCUGCUUAGGCGGAGGGAGAGAGGCUGGGAUCGGAGACGGUUCGACCGAGCCGCGAGCUGACUUCGAGGGCGGCGCUCCCUAGUCUGAAAACGUGUAUGGAUGCGCAUGCGGCAUCUUCGUCAACGUGUGCUCCGCAUCCCAAAGCACCGAAGGACUGUCGGCAGACAUGUCGUUGUGAAGAGAGACACUCUCCUGGAGAUUGAGAGAGAGUGUCAGUUGAGAUGGGAGAGAGACGGAGUGGUCCAGAUGGCAUGCUCCUCAGUGGUCUUCCCUGGAGAUGUGGAGGAGAGGGAGGAGGAGGAGGAGAGUCCUGACCCUGCUGACCCCACCAAGAGAGCCAAGAAGACUAGAGUAAAAGUGGCGGCCAAGACGGGGAACAUGACCCUACCAGUGGGACAUCAUGAGGAGUCUGGGAUCAAUGACCAUGACAUACGGAAGUUGAUGGAGGAGUCGUUCUCACAACUGAGCCAACCCCUACUACGACUCCUUUGUGAGAUGGCAGUUCACAAACUCAAGGAGAGGAAAAAGAUCAAGUUGGCAAAAAGGUGGGAACACUCUGCCCAGGCACAACCAUAUUCUUCCACUGGAGGGCCACCCAGUAUGACCACGACAGAGCCACUGGUGAAGGGGUGGGCCACAGGAUACACUCUCAUCAAGAUGCUGGCUACAUCCAGACAUCACACUACAGAGCUUAUGGGUGUGGCUUUGAAAGCACCUCUGACAUCAUAUGAUGUCAUCUAUACUCUUCCAAUGCUCACCAUCAAGGAGGACAAAGGCACUGGAGUGGUGACCUCUGUACCCUCUGAUGCUCCUGAUGACUACGCUGCUCUUAGAGAUGUCCAAAAGAAGAAGGCUCUUCGUGACAAGUUUGGCAUAAUCGAUGAAAUGGUUCUGCCAUACAAACCAGUCCCCAUUAUUGAUAUUCCAGGAAUUGGAAAUCUCUCUGCUGUCACUGCCUGUGACCAGUUCAAGGUUCUGCUGGUGGGGCCUCACUCGGGGAAGAAGGUGCAGGAGGCCAAGAAGCUGAUCCAGGGAGACAUGGUGGCCAGCGGAGAGGCUGUCCUCUACCAGGAACCUGAGAGGAGUGUCACCACUCGCUCAGGAGACCAGUGUGUCGUGGCCCUCACCAACCAGUGGUAUCUGGACUAUGGAGAGCCUGGCUGGAAGGAGACUGUGAGAAAUGUCUUGAAAGGAGUCAGAACAUAUGCUGAAGAAGUAAACAACAACUUUCUGACUACUCUAGACUGGCUCCAUGAACAUGCCUGUUCCAGAGUCUUUGGCCUUGGAACCCUCAUUCCGUGGGACCCAAAGUUCAUGAUAGAGUCUCUCUCCGACUCCACCAUCUACAUGUCCUACUACACUGUGGCCUACCUGCUACAGGGAGGUGUGGUCAAUGGCUCCACCCCUGGGCCUCUGGGAAUACGCCCAGAGCAGAUGACAGUGGCCACACAAAGUGAGUCCCAAGACAAAUGUUUUUACUUCAGUAUGGCACACCAACUGGACAUGGAGCUCGAGGCGUACAACCUGCGAAGGUUCCAGCAGAUCAUGGGAGACUAUGAGAACAUCAAAUUCCCCACUCCCCUCUUCCCCUACGUCACCAAGAGAGUCCUGGUGGAGACCUUUGAGCCUGGUAGUCACAUCUCUAGAUACAUGGACAACCCGGGAGGACAGCUGCAGAAGAACCUGGCCAGGAUUGGGACCGAUGCCCUCCUUGACAUGUUGUUCAUCCACAACUUUGUCCAUGGAGACCUCCAUCCUGGCAAUAUCCUGGUCCAGGACACACACCAGCCUCGCCUGGUCCUCCUGGACUGUGGUAUCGCCACCAGUCUCACGCCCUUUGACCUCCUCCAGAUGAGGGCUCUCUUCACCGCCAUCGUCAAGGGAGAUGUGAGUUGAGCAGCAGUUUAUGUGUAUGUGACAGUACAUUGGCUAAGUUUUACGGAACAUAAUUGCAUUCAGUUGGUGUGUUAGUCUUGAAAAGGAUUGUGACAGUACGUUGGCUAAGUUUAGCAGAAAUAUAAUCUCAUUCUUGCACUGGGUCCUUAGCCCUUAUGUAUAUACUGCCAUAUUCCCUUUUAUGUUCACUCUCAUCGGCAAACACUUAGGACACCCCAAAACCAGGACGCCUUUCUUGUAAGGACACCUUUUCUUCCCCCACAAGAACAGUUCCUUGCAUGCAAUGUAACCUCCUCAUCAUAAUGUUGAUGUGACAGGGAGUACAAGUGGCAGACCUGAUGCUGGGCUCCCAGCCCUGCCCCACAGUGGAGGAGUACCGCAGGAACAUGGCUGAACUGGUCUCACGAGGACUCCAGGGACUCACUCGCAUUCAGAAUGUGAAGGUGUCUAACCUAUUCUCCGAGCUAUUUGAUGUGCUCAUGAAACACAAGGUAUGUUACUUCCUAUUAAUGCCCCCCACCAGGGUAGGACAUACAGUGGUACCUCUGAGUAUGGGACACUAUGGGACCGACAAUUUUGUCCCUUGUGGAGAGGACGCCCCUAUCAUCAAAUAAUACACUAAGUAUCAGCAUGGGGUUGAAACAAGUGUCCUUUGUAGAGUAUCUCAGAGGGUCCCUUAUCAGGUUUCUCACUGUAUCCAUGGCCAGGUUCGAAUAGAGCCCAACUACAC